AUGUCAAAUUAAGAGAUCAAUGAGCUUCCCCCUCUCAAAAUCAAUGUGCCAUCUUUCCUUUUAAAAACAUACGAGAUACUAGAAGUAAUAAUUUCAUUAGAUUUCGAGAAUUCAACGCUAUCACACAUUAUUGGGUGGAAUCAAGAAGGCAAUGCAUUCAUCGUUUUCAAUACCAAUGAAUUGGCAUCCAAAGUACUUGCCAAUUACUUUAAACACAAAAACUACCCAAGUUUUCUGAGGUUGUAGUGCUUUUUACAUUAGAUAGUUGAACAUGUACAAUUUUAAGAAGACCAAAAACUAAUAUGGGCAAAGUGAAUUCAGACAUAAAUGGUUUAGACGAGGACUCAAGUAUGAAAUCAGAAUAAUUCUGUUUUUAGAAGUAUGCUCCAAUACAUUCGUAGAAGAAACUAAGAGGAGUCAGAACAAAAAAUAGAAACUAAAGACAAUAAUUAGGAACUAGAAAACUACAAAAGAGAACACGAAGAGAUGAGACAAAUAGUGAGAGACAUUUAAAAUACAUAAACUAAAAUGCAAGCUGACUUUACAGCUUCUGCUGAAUCUAAUGCCACUGUUAGCCGUUCAAAUCACUCCAUUAUAUAAGUAAUCAGAUCAUCCCUAACUAAGUGUAUAAAUUAAAUGCAACAGCAGUUCAAUAAAAAAUUUGAUACGAUUUCCAUUCUUCUAGCAAAAAUUGUGUCCAAUCUCCCUCAAAUUUGUAUUCAAUUUAAUUGAUCUAACAAUUAUAGCACUUUAGAUAGGAGAUAUUCUCAAAAAUUCUUAUGAAGAGCACUCUCCUGGCAGAUCUGAAUCUAAUUAUAUAGUACCAUACAACGAAAACAAUCAAUAUAAUUCAAUCGGAUCGCCCUAUUCACAUUAUCAAUAUAACAGUCCAAUCCAUUAUCUUUUUUCAAGGCAGAAUUAAUGUAAAAACACUAAAUAUGCAAUAAGAGUUCUCAGAAUUUUGUUUCUAGUUUGAUCCCAAUGUUUUUUCAUACAACCGUCAACAUUAGCAAUAACAAUUAGCAUUGCCUGCUCCCAAUAUCAAUUCCUAUUUACGUAACAAAUGAAACCUAAUCCUAAUAUAGCCAGCAAUAACUACUCUUUGUAAUCAAGUUUGUAGAACUCCCCCUAUAGAAUAGCCAGUCCAUCUCACACAUCCACAACCGAUUCUAAAGAUCCAGAUAAAGUAUUUCUAAAUUUACCUUAAAUAGUUCAGUCUCUAUUAGCCAGCAUGAAAAAG
Paramecium octaurelia is the source of this 1240-nucleotide messenger RNA. The record is from the annotation of a GenBank genome assembly. Lineage: Eukaryota; Ciliophora; Oligohymenophorea; Peniculida; Parameciidae.